Messenger RNA from Lampris incognitus (smalleye Pacific opah), 1951 nucleotides. RefSeq names its product coilin p80 (gene coil). Lineage: Eukaryota; Metazoa; Chordata; Actinopteri; Lampriformes; Lampridae. Gene Ontology annotation, molecular function: U1 snRNA binding; U2 snRNA binding. The transcript has 7 exons. The record is from RefSeq and is a predicted model, not a curated record. Gene Ontology annotation, biological process: spliceosomal snRNP assembly. Gene Ontology annotation, cellular component: Cajal body. The coding region runs from base 1 to 1665 and encodes 554 amino acids.
AUGGCUAACACGGGUAUCAACGCCAUGCGUGUACGAUUAUAUUUUGAUUAUCCGCCACCCACCCUCGGUGACUGCCGCAUGUGUUGGGUGCUCGUGGAUUUGAAUAAAUGUCGUGUGGUAGCGGAUCUUGAGAGCAUAAUCCGAGAUAAGUUUAAUUUUAGUCGUAAAAACAUAUUGAACUUGUUCAUUGAGGACUGCUACCUGCCCCACACAGAAAGCAUCUAUGUGGUGCGUGAUAAUGACAGUAUCAGGGUGAAGGCAGACAGUGUGGUCCAGUUGAGUGGGUACAAUGGCUAUUCUGAUAGCUCCAGUGAAUUCUCCAGGAAGAGACUGAAGUGCAUAGAGGAGGGUCAACAAACAAAGACUGGAGUCAGGAAAUCAGGAAAUGUGAAAUCAGGAAAGACAAAGAACAUAGAGAUCAAGCAGGUGACAAGUGAUGAGAAGAAAAAGGAUGCACAACGAAAGCAUUUAAAGAAGAGGAAAUUGAAAGAAGUGGAGGAGACUGGACCUAUGGCAAUUACUGAACUCAAUGCUUCAACCCAAAACUGCUUGACUCCUGUCAGCCCGCCUGCCAAUAGCACUAAAAAGCCUGUAACACUUAAGCCAAAUGUUAAUAAGAGAGCAGGAGCUGAACAUAGCUUCUCUUCAGAUUCCUCUGACAACAGCACUGAAGAGGAUGUGGCUGCUAAAAAAACAGCUCUCAAAGUGCCCAGUCUCCCAGUUCCCUCCAAGGUAUCUCCUAAAGCCAAACUCCCUGAUGCCAACUUACACCAUAAGCCGUCCUCAUUGAGUAAAGACUCUCAUGAGUGUCCCACAAAGAUAUCAUCUGAUAGCCUGCUGAAAAAAACUCCUUUAACUCAACUCACCACCCCCAAAACUUGCAAAGUGGGAAAAAGGGAUAAUGCCCCCUCUAUAGCACAGCCAGGUACCUCUGCUUUACAAUCUUCAGCCUGUGCACAAAUACAGAUGUGUUGCUUUGCUUCUUUCCCUGCUGAGAAACGUGUAGAACACCCUGGAAAGUCUGACUUAGACACCAGCAAUGUGGAGGAGGUGAAGCUUGUGAACGAAAAGAUGGUUCAGGGCUUUCUAAUGGAGCAAGCCUCAUCACUGAGUGAUCCUCUUUGGGCAGGACACAGUCAAGGGAAACCCAAGUUUGAUUGUCGAGGAGAAAGGGGCAGGGAUAGAGGAAGAGAAAGGGAUGGUGCCAAGGAUAGGAGCAGUAGCGGUUCAGGUGGAGAGUCUAGUUUCAAUUCCACUGAGAGCCAGCAGUGGAAGCAGCCAUCUUACCAGAGUGAUUUAUCGACCAACUGUUCAGUGGUUCUCCAGGCUGAGACUUUACCCAAUAGGAACUACAGUGACCUGCCUUUGCUAGCUGCCCCCCCACAAGUGGGACAGACAAUUGCCUUCAAGCUUGUGGAACUAACUGAGAACUACACACCGGAGGUGUCAAAGUAUAAAGAGGGGAAGGUUGUCGGCUUUGAUCCAGCCAGCAAACAAAUUGAAUUGGAGCUACUUCAUACUAUCCAAACCUUUGUGGUGCCUGGGAAGUUUGACCUGGUUUAUCAGAACCCAGACGGGUCAGAGAGAGUUGAAUAUGCUGUGUCCCGUGACUCAAGGGUUACAGAACAUUGGGAUUCCUUGCUGGAGCCAAGGCUUGUCAUUUAACAUUUCACCAGAGAAUUGUGGCAGGCAUUUGCUUGUCUUACACCAUCCUUGAGCGAAUACAUUUUCUAAUAAAAUGUGCUGUGUGCGCCAUUUCAUUUUUUAGGAAAUUGUCUAUUAUUGUCUAUUAAUCAAGGUGAAUACUAAGUUUUUGUUCAUACCACAAGUUAUGUGGUAGUUAGGAAAAUGGUAAAUGAGCAAAUAUAGAUCUUCCUUUCCCAUCUGCAUUUCCUUGUUUUCAAGUCCCCACUUGUCAUUUUUGUUUCAUCUCUACCUCAUCGAUUAUUGG